AUGUUCUCCCAACGGCGCAUUCGUGUCCUCGCUGCCACGGCGUUGGUCACGUUUAUAUUGUACUUGUACUACUCGGGCACUUUGCAGGGCGAUUCUCAGAGUGUACAAAACCAAAAAUUCUACCAGUCAACCGUGACCGCAAUAAAUGCGGAGAAAGAGGCCGCAGCGAACAUAAAGACAGGCGGUCAUCUACCUAAUGCGGACAAAGAACAUCCAAGCUUCAAACCGAGUGAAGAAUAUACUUAUUUCGUUGGCGAUGAUCAAGAGCAGCCGGCCAUUCCACGGGCGCAGCCGGAUCCGCAGCAGCAACUCGAAAUCUCCGAGAAACAGGAUACGGAGGAGAUUUCGAUUGCCGGCCGGACAAAGAUGGCUGUUUACAAGGAAAAGGGCCGAAAUGGUGAAGGUGGAACUUAUGCCGAGACUGAGGCUGUGCCUGUAGAGGGGGACGAAGACGAGAAAGAGAAGCAGCAGCAGCAGCAGCUACAACAACUAGAGGAUGAGCAUAAGGCGACGAAGGCUGAAUUGAACGACAUAUUGAAGCGGUCGCCAAUUAUCAUCUUCUCCAAAUCCUACUGUCCCUACAGCAAAAAAGCCAAAACAAUCCUUCUGGAUAGAUACUCAAUUAUACCAACGCCUUUCGUGGUAGAGCUUGACCAACACCAGCUUGGUCCACAGCUACAGUCGCUUCUAGGGGAGAAUACCGGUCGUCGGACUGUACCGAACGUCCUGGUAAAUGGGAGAAGUAUUGGUGGCGGGGAUGAUAUUGUUGCUCUUGACGAGCAUGACGAGCUGGCAUCGAGAUUGAAAAGUCUAGCUGGCAAGUGGCUUCAAGAAGUCCAGCGAAAAGAGACCUGA
Messenger RNA from Aspergillus mulundensis, 855 nucleotides. RefSeq names its product glutaredoxin. Bases 1 to 855 code for a protein of 284 amino acids. Gene Ontology annotation, molecular function: glutathione disulfide oxidoreductase activity. The record is from RefSeq and is a predicted model, not a curated record. Lineage: Eukaryota; Fungi; Ascomycota; Eurotiomycetes; Eurotiales; Aspergillaceae. The transcript is spliced from 3 exons. Gene Ontology annotation, biological process: cellular response to oxidative stress. Gene Ontology annotation, cellular component: cytoplasm; fungal-type vacuole; cis-Golgi network.